AUGUCACAAAAAGAGACCAAAAAAAAAGUUAUAUCUCAAAAGGAUUAUCUAAAAAGAUAUCUUUCUGGUGGAAAAAAGAAGAAAGACAAAACUAAAAUUCAAAAAAGAGUACAAAUUAUUGAUGACAAUAUUGAUUGUGUUGAAAAUGAAAAUGAAAAUAACAUUGGAUUUGAUCCAGUUGAUGAGUUUGCACCUCAAAUAGUAGGCGUUAUUGAUGAAAGGCCUAAAGAUAUUAAAACAUUGGACAUGUACAAAAAUAAAAAUCGGUGGAAACGAAUAGGUGGUGAUAGUGACAUUGAAGAAGAUUCUACUAAAAUUGACGUUGAUCAAGUCAACAAUUAUGUGCAAAAAAUGAAUAAAUCUACUUUAAAUGAUCUAAUAAAAGAGAAAAACGAAGAGUCAAUAGAAAAUGGUAUACCUAUUAGACGUGACCGAAAAACUGGUAAGAAACGAGAUCUCAAAAGAGAAAGUGAAGAAGAAAAAAAGAAAGAAGUAUUAUUAAAAGAACAUAAAGCAAAAUAUGCUAUAUGGGGAAAAGGUGUAAAACAAGUCAAGGAUGCUCAGGAACAAUACCAGUCUGAUUUACAUGAGAUGCAAAAACCAUUAGCAAGAUAUGCAGACGAUCAAGACCUUGAGAAUUUGUUGAAGUCUAAAAUCAGAGAUGGAGAUCCAAUGCUCGAAUAUAUAACAAAAAAUAAAGGAUCAGGCGAAGAUUCUCCUGAUGGUGUGAGACAUGAAGUAAGAGAAUUUCGAGGGUUUUGUCCACCAAAUAGGUUUGGCAUACGUCCAGGAUUUGCAUGGGAUGGUGUAGACAGAUCAAAUGGUUAUGAACAGAAAUGGUUAUUGCAGCUGAAUUCUCAGAAAGCUGUGGAAGAUGAAGCAUACAAAUGGAGCAUUUCUGACAUAUACAUACAAACUUACAUUAUUGAAAACAGGUAUUAA
This is a messenger RNA of Macrosiphum euphorbiae (potato aphid), 942 nucleotides long. The record is from the annotation of a GenBank genome assembly. NCBI's taxonomy places the organism in Eukaryota, Metazoa, Arthropoda, Insecta, Hemiptera, Aphididae.